UCAGACAGAAUUUCUUCGUGUUUUAAAACAGCUCGUGUAAACGUUGGCUUACAACAAACUUCGUAUAAAACCUUUUUCUGAAGUUCCAGCCUCAGGAACCGGUAAUAUGGCCUCGCUCCAUCCUUCACGGGGUGGUAAAGGGACCACGUCUCGACGUGGACGAGGAUCUACAAUAUCGCGAGGUCCUAGGACAGAACUGAUGAGUACGGGUACAGAGAUGCUUGAGCAAUUUCUGGCUAAACCUCAGCUGGUGGUGGUGGAACAACCUAAGGAACGUGGUAUGAGGUUUCGCUAUGAGUGUGAAGGCCGGUCGGCUGGGAGCAUCCUUGGAGCCUCCAGCACUGAAGUCAACAAAACCCUGCCAGCCAUUGAGCUCCAAGGGCCUACUGAAGGGAUUACAAGGGUGAGCGUCACAGUCUCGUUGGUGACCAAGGACCUCCCUUAUCGACCACACCCUCACUGCCUCGUAGGGAAGGACUGUACUGAUGGGAUCUGUGUCAUACAUUUCAACCCUCAGUCCAGUCGCCGGCAUGUUUUUUCAAAUUUAGGUAUCCAGUGUAUAAGAAGGAAAGAGGUUGAAGCUUCAUUACAAAAGAGGAGGGAGAUAAACAUUGAUCCAUUUAGCACUGGCAACACUAAGGGCGCUGAAGAUUUGGACCUGAAUACCGUUCGCCUGUGCUUCCAGUGUGAGUUACAGAGAGAGGAUGGGGAAAGGGUCCAUCUAGCACCUGUGCUCUCCAAUCCCAUCUAUGACAAAAAGGCUACAACGACAUCAGAGUUGAAAAUUAAUCGACUGAAUGUUGUUAGGGGACCCUGCACUGGAAAGACUGAAAUCUACAUGCUCUGUGACAAAGUACAAAAAGAUGACAUAGAGAUAAUCUUCAGUUUGGGAAAGUGGCAGGCCAAAGCGGAGUUUGCCCAGACCGACGUACACAGGCAGAUUGCCAUUGUCUUCAAGUCUCCGCCCUUUGAGGAGCAAGACAUCACCGAAGAGAAAGAGGUUGAUGUAUUUCUGCGCCGUCUGUCUGACCGCAUGGAAAGCGAACCAGUCAAGUUCACCUAUCUGCCCUACAAUUCAGAUCCAUAUGAAGUAAACCGCAAGAGGAAAAUCAAAAAGGAUGUUGUGUUUACGGACAGGUGCAGUGUCACAGCACCUGGCAUGGUGGCUCAGCCCGGAACUUCACAGCAGUUUGAUCAGUUUCCCUUACCCCAGCCGUUGCCCAGUGCCGAUCCCAUAAUUAUUCCUCCUCAGGAAGAUCAAGCACCUUACCCUUGUGAAGACAACUUCCAAGAGGACUACUGUCCAAGCCUCAGCCCUGAAGAUAUGAACACCAUUUUAUCAAGCAUAUCUUACGUUCUCGAGCAAAAUCCAAACUCAGACUUCAGCAACGCACUCGGACAGCUGAUUGCAGAAACGGAUUCCAACUCAAACUUUGCAGUUGAGGGUACAGAUGCACAGAAUUUUAACCAUAUGGGGGUAAACACUGCGCCGAUGAACUUUACCUUCUACAACGACGUCCAGUUCAACAAUAUGGUGACUAAUCAAUCCCUCCACGCAGAGCUGGAUGGAUCGGGUUUCCAACCCCAAGAGCUGGAGACCCUCUCUUUAACCCAGGUAAAGACUGAGAGUGAGAACGACCACAUCUGAAAGAAACCUCUCCCUUUUAAUGUUCGUCUGAGUCUGUUCUUACAGAUAUUUGUAUUGUAUAUUUGUGUCUGUAUAUGGA
This is a messenger RNA of Chanos chanos (milkfish), 1727 nucleotides long. RefSeq names its product v-rel avian reticuloendotheliosis viral oncogene homolog B (gene relb). The transcript has 9 exons. Gene Ontology annotation, molecular function: DNA-binding transcription factor activity, RNA polymerase II-specific; RNA polymerase II cis-regulatory region sequence-specific DNA binding. Gene Ontology annotation, biological process: response to cytokine; canonical NF-kappaB signal transduction; inflammatory response. The record is from RefSeq and is a predicted model, not a curated record. Bases 107 to 1648 code for a protein of 513 amino acids. NCBI's taxonomy places the organism in Eukaryota, Metazoa, Chordata, Actinopteri, Gonorynchiformes, Chanidae. Gene Ontology annotation, cellular component: cytoplasm; nucleus.